Molecule: messenger RNA, 11314 nt
Organism: Cherax quadricarinatus
Lineage: Eukaryota; Metazoa; Arthropoda; Malacostraca; Decapoda; Parastacidae
Gene: uif
Product: sushi, von Willebrand factor type A, EGF and pentraxin domain-containing protein uif
Biological process (GO): Notch signaling pathway
Molecular function (GO): Notch binding; calcium ion binding
Source: RefSeq, a predicted model, not a curated record
ACGAUGCGGGGAUUGAGAGUGGGAGCCUCGGUGCUCCUCCUGGCUGGCCUUACCUCAGCAUUUAUCCACAAGGCGGAUGAUCACCUCUAUCACUGUCCAGGCGACUGGGCGUUGAACGGGGAUCACUGCUACAGAUUCUUCAAUAUUAAACACUCCUGGGAAAAAGCUGAUGCUCUGUGCAAGAGGUUUGGCUCGGACUUGGUGCUGGUUGAGAGCUAUGAGCAGAACAACUUUACGGAGGCUCUGGCCCACAACUCGCUGGAUGACCCCACUAACAGCUACUGGCUGGGCCUCAUCUCCCUCAACGACCUCUCAACCAACACACUCAAGAGUGCCAGUGGCAAGCACGUCUCUCUCUACUCUGGGUUCUGGUCACAAGGGCAGCCAAAGGUGUCUGGUGGGGAGUGUGUCAAGGCAAGACUGUCCGACCAGCACCAGUCAUGGGAACUAAGUACUUGUGAGUCCUUGCUGCCCUUCAUGUGUCGCGUCCAGGCCUGCACCAGUGGUGCUCUCCACUGUUCCAACGGUAGAUGUGUCAACAAGGCUUUCCUUUGUGAUGGUCAAAAUGACUGUGGAGAUAUGUCUGAUGAGAUGAACUGUCCUAACCGCUGCCACUUCUAUAUGCGUUCCUCAGGUGACUCAAUAGAGAGUCCAGAAUAUCCCAAAAAGUAUGGACCCAAUAUGGACUGUAAAUGGACCCUAGAGGGCCCUGUUGGUCAUAAUGUUAUUCUUCAGUUUUUUGAAUUUGACACUGAGAAGAACUUUGACACUGUACAGAUUCUGAGUGGUGGACGCACAGAAGAUUCAGCUGUGUCCUUAACAACACUCUCAGGCAGACAGAACCUCACUGAUAAACUCUUCAUAUCAGCUUCCAACUUCAUGAUUCUCAAGUUCAAGACUGAUGCAUCAGUGGAGAAGAGAGGUUUCAGGGCAUCAUGGAAGACAGAACCUCAAAACUGUGGUGGGGAGCUGAUUGCUACACCCCAAGCACAGAUCAUGACAUCAUACAAGUAUCCCCUCAACUACCCAGGUGGUCUUGAGUGUCUGUACAUUCUCAAGACACAGCAAGGACGUGUCAUCACUCUAGAAAUUCUUGAUUUGGAUCUUGAACGGGGCAAGGACUUCAUCUUGGUACGAGAUGGAACCUCUCCAUCAGAUUCCCAAUUGGCUCGACUCACUGGUUCUCAGGAAGAUAACCCUCGCUUCAUCAUCUCUACUGGUCCUGUUAUAUACUUCUACUUCUACACUAACUUGGGAGUUUCUCAACGAGGAUUCCGUAUUCGGUACUCUUCUGGAUGCUCUGUCACCAUAAAUGACAACAAGGGCACCAUUUCCUCUCCAGCCUAUGGUAUUAGUGACUACCCAAACAACCAGGAAUGCAGCUACCUCAUCAGACGCCCUGGAGGAGGACCUCUCUCACUCAAGUUCAUUGACUUCGAUGUAGAAAAUAAGGACACAGUGCAGGUGUACGAUGGUAUGACAACAUCUCAUGGUAUUCGGCUACAUUCUGGCAAAGGUUUUUCUGCCAACAACCCUCCCACCAUCACUCUCACUGCUGACUCUGGUGCCAUGUUCCUUGUCUUCAACUCUGACCCACUUCGACCAGCAAAAGGAUGGUCAGCUAAUUUUUCUGCUGACUGCCCAAUGUUAUCAGCUGGUGAAAAAGCUAUUGCUUCCUCCCGUGACACUUCCUUUGGCAGUGUUGUGACUUACACCUGCCCAGUAGGUCAAGAGUUUGCUAAUAACAAAUCUUCAAUUGUUACUACUUGUAUGCCUGGUGGAACUUGGUCCACUGACUAUAUUCCCAAGUGCCAAGUUGUUUAUUGUGGUCCAGUACCUCAAAUUGACAAUGGCUUCAGUAUUGGUGCCACCAAUGUGACAUAUCUGGGUCAGGCUACCUACCAGUGCUAUGCAGGCUUUGGUUUCCCGAGUGGCAAGGCUGUUGAGACUGUCAGCUGUACAGAGCAUGGAGAAUGGGAACGACUUCCUGAGUGCCUUGCAUCACAGUGCUCACCUCUGCCAGAAACACCACAUGCAAACCAGACAGUGCUUAAUGGUGGAGGACGUAGUUAUGGCACAGUGGUGAGGUUUGAGUGUGAGCCUGGCUACUACCGUACUGGCCUCCCUGUCAUCCACUGUAUGUCCAAUGGUUCCUGGUCAGGUGACCUGCCCACUUGCUCCAGAAUCAAGUGUCAUGAGUAUCCGAAGAUUGCUAAUGGCUUCGUUGCUGACCUCACUCGUGACUACUACUUUGGAGAUGAGGCCAGGGUACAGUGCCAUCGUGGCUAUCAGUUGCUUGGUUCCUCCAUUAUUAAGUGUGGCCCUGAACAACUGUUUCUUAAUCUACCAACUUGUGAAGACAUCAAUGAAUGUGAUGCUGCCCAGUGUGAUGCUGCCUCGACUGAAUGCAAGAACACCCCUGGAGCUUUCUCUUGCAUGUGCAAGCCAGGCUUUCAGCCUACUCUUGACUGUCGACCUCGGGGAGAUCUUGGGGUAUCUGAUGGUGGUAUUCCAGAUGAUGCAAUAUUUGUAUCUUCCACUGCUGCAGGCUAUGAGAAGAAUAGUGUGCGUCUCAACUCUCAACUGGGCUGGUGUGGUGCUGAGCAGGAACCAGGUCGAAACUGGGUUAUGGUUGAUCUGCGUGUUCCCACAGUAAUCAUUGGCUUCCGUACCCAGCCUGUGGAGCGGCCUGAUGGUCAAAGUGCAUUUGCUAAAUCUAUCCGGAUACAAUAUACAGAUGAUUUGACUGAUGUGUUUCAUGAGUACACCAAUCGUGAUGAUUCACCAGUUGAAUUUCGCAUUAUUUCAGAUGUAUCUCUGUCAGUAGUAAACCUCCCCACUCCUGUUGAAGCUCGUUAUAUCCGUCUUAAUAUUGCUAAAUAUGAAACAGCGCCCUGCCUCAAGUUUGAACUCAUGGGAUGUGCACGUCAAGGUUGUGUAGAUAUCAAUGAAUGUGAAGAUAAUAAUGGAGGUUGUGAUCAGCGCUGUAUCAAUUCUCCAGGAUCUUUCUCUUGCAUGUGUAAUGUUGGCUAUGAUCUCUUCACUAAAAAUGGAACAGCUGGGUUUCACAUUGAGAAAUAUGAAUCUGGUCUACGUGAUGGCGACACUUAUCGCUUGAACAAGACAUGUGUACGGAAGAUGUGUCCAGCAUUGGAGUCAUUAUCUAAUGGAGUAUUAUUAGACACUCGUGAUAUGUAUCAUUACGGUGAUCUUGUUACCUUUCAGUGCAAUUUUGGAUAUGUUAUGAUUGGCUCUAGUACACUAGCAUGCACCAGUAAUGGUGUUUGGAAUGGCACUUUGCCUGAAUGUCAGUAUGCAUCCUGUGAACCAUUGCAGGACAAUCCAGAAGAACACCUUACAGUGCAUUUUGCAAAGCCUGAUGCUUUGGUGAUCCCAUUCAUGGAAAAUGAAACAAUUACCUGUAAUCAGGAAGGCAGACCAUUAAGGAAUACAUUAACAUCAGGAUUUCGUGAGUGUGUGUAUGAUCCUCAGCUAGGCUACUCAGAGUAUUGGAUGGCAGGCAUACCUCCAGAAUGCCCUCGUGUGGAUUGUGGUGUACCAGCAGAGACACCUGGAGCUACAUAUGGUUACACCAAAGACACUCGGUAUCAGUCAUCCUUUUUCUUUGGUUGUGAGGAAACAUUCAGCCUUGCUGGCCAAACCAGCAGAAAUGAUAAUGCAGUUACCUGUCAGGCUGAUGGUAACUGGGACUUUGGUGACCUGAGAUGUGAGGGUCCUGUAUGUUCUGAUCCAGGCCACCCACCUGAGGGUAUUCAAAUUGCCUCUAGCUAUGAGCAAGGAUCCUUAGUGAAGUUUGAAUGUACACGUCCAGGAUAUAUCCCCAUUACAGAUGAGCCCAUUCACUGCAUCCGUGAACCAGAAUGUCGUGUCGUUGCUCCAAUUGGAAUAGCAUCGGGUAAGAUUCCGUCCUCAGCUAUCAAUGCCACAUCUGAGCGAGGCAAUUAUGAGGCUUUCAAUAUUCGUCUAAACUCUGCUACAGGGUGGUGUGGAAAGACAGAAGCCUUUACAUAUGUCACUGUUGACCUGGGAACAGUACACAGGAUCAAAGCUGUUUUAGUGAAAGGGGUUAUUACAAAUGAUGUUGUUGGGAGACCAACAGAAAUUCGCUUCUUUUAUAAGGGACAGGAAGAAGAAAAUUACAUUGUUUAUUUCCCUAACUUUAAUCUUACAGCUAGAGACCCAGGGAACUAUGGUGAGCUAGCAAUGAUUACACUUCCAACUGUGGUGACAGCACGCUUUGUUAUUCUUGGCAUUGUCAGCUAUGAUAAGAAUCCAUGCCUUAAAUUUGAAUUGAUGGGUUGUGAAGAUGAACCACCAGAGAAACGCCUACUUGGCUAUGACAUGGGCUACCCUGUAUGUGUUGAUAAUGAACCACCACAGUUUGCAAACUGUCCCAUUAAUCCCAUUGUUGUCCAGAAAGGUGUUGAUGGCUUCCAGAACGUCAACUUCACAGUGCCAACUGCAUACGAUAACUCUGGCAUGAUUGCUCGCACUGAGGUCCGACCAGCUGGCUUCCAACCCCCCAUGCACAUUUUCAAGGACAUGAUGGUUGAAUAUUUGGCAUUUGAUUUUGAUGGAAAUGUUGCCAUUUGCCAGAUCAACAUUACUGUUCCUGAUGACAUUCCUCCUUCAAUUACCUGUCCUCAGAGUUAUGUUAUUGCACUGGUUGAGCAGCAAGAAAAUUACCGUGUCAACUUCAACUCCUCAAUCACAUUAUCUAGUGUUAAUGCCAGUGACAAUAGUGGACAAUUCCAGCUGAGAGUGAUACCUGAGGUUGCCCUUAUUAGAGUUGGAGGUUAUGAGAAUGUUAGCGUCACUGCCACUGACCCCUCAGGAAACACUGCGUCCUGUAACUUCCAAGUUGCUGUGCAGGCAACUGCAUGUGUUGACUGGGAAUUAAAGGAACCAGCAAAUGGGAAAAUAAAUUGUGUAUCUGAUGAUGGUAAAAGUAUAGAGUGUUUUGCAAAAUGCAAUGAUGGCUUUAGAUUCACUGACAACGUGCCAACCAAGGCCUUCACUUGCACCAUAGAAACCUCCUGGCUACCCACGCGAGUGGUUCCUGAUUGUGUGAGCGAGGACACCCAGGAAGCUAGUUAUGAUGUCUUGGCAUCUGUUAUGUACCGAGCUAAUGGUGCAGUACAGCCCACUUGUCUUCCUCAGUAUAAGUCUCUACUGCAGCAGUAUUAUGAAGGUCUCAAUGGUGUACUCUCGAGCCGCUGCUCUGCUGCUGUUAAUGUAGCAAUUGAUAUUGUUUUCCAUGAUACCAAACUUAAUCUUGCACAAGAAAAUGCAGUAGAGGUUCAAUAUGUGGUUCGUUUGACUCCAGAAGUUAAACAGAAACUGUUGUAUGAGCUCUGUGGUUCCACACUAUCACUCAUUUUUGACCUGAGUGUACCGUCUACCUCUGCUGUGAUCGAACCCAUCCUCAGUCUUUCAUCUGCAGGCAACUUUUGUCCACCCAUGCGUGCUCUCAGUUCCAAUGUCACCAGAGGGUUCACUUGCAAUGUUGGAGAGGUUCUCAACACAGAGGCAGCUGAUUUGCCACGAUGUCUUCACUGCCCUGCUGGUACCUUUGCACGCCGAGAAGAAAAAAAUUGUUCACCUUGUCUUAGAGGAUUCUACCAGGAUCAGAGUCGCCAAGGUGCCUGCAAACAAUGCCCAUCUGGCAUGUACACUUACAAUGAAGGUAGCAAAUCUGUCGUGGACUGUGUUCCAGUAUGUGGUUAUGGUACUUAUUCACCAACAGGUCUAGUACCAUGCCUCAACUGUCCACAUAAUUCCUACACAGAAGAUCCUCCUAUUGAUGGUUUCAAGAAAUGCCAGGCUUGUCCACCAGAGACUUUCACUCAUACGGCUGCCACUGCCUCACAGCAGAUGUGUCGUAGGAAGUGCAUAAUGGGAAGUUACUCUGAUACAGGACUAGAACCAUGUGCACCCUGCCCCUUCAACUUCUAUCAACCUUUUGAGGGUCGGACAACAUGUUUUGAGUGCUCCACAGGGAAUCGUACUCUGAAUACAGGAUCAGAGACUGAGGAAGAUUGCUUACCUGUAAUCUGUACUGAAGGAAUUUGUCAGAAUGGAGGUUUGUGUUUAGCACGUCAGCACCAAGUGCAGUGCUACUGUCCUGCGGGUUUCACUGGUAGAUUCUGUGAGGUUGACAUAAACGAGUGUGCCUCACAACCAUGUUAUAACCAGGGAUCCUGUGUUGACCUCCCACAAGGCUACCAAUGUGAAUGUGCUGAAGGCUACACUGGACUUCAGUGCCAAGAUGAAGUUAGUGAAUGCAUUGAGGGUGCUUGCCCUGACCGAGCCAUGUGCAAGGAUAAUCCUGGGAAAGAUACUUACGAAUGCCUGUGCCGUACUGGCUAUACUGGUCCUGGCUGUAACAUCACAUUAAACCCAUGUACAGAGAAGGGUAACCCAUGUUCUAAUGAUGCUGUUUGUGUGCCAUUAGAACAGGGUCGCUUCCUCUGUGAAUGUCUACCUGGCUGGGAAGGUCGCCUUUGUGAAGUGAAUAUAGAUGACUGUGCUGAGAAUCCUUGUUUGCUCGGUGCCAACUGUACCGACCUGGUCCAUGAUUUCCGUUGUGAUUGUCCAGGUGGCUUCACUGGCAAACGUUGUCAUGUAAAGGUGGACCUCUGCCAGUCUUCUCCAUGUUCUAAUGGCAUCUGUAUUGAUCGUUUCUUCUAUCAUGAGUGCAUUUGCCAUCCAGGCUGGUUAGGUGAAAGCUGUGAAAUAAAUGAAAAUGACUGUGCUGCAGAUCCUUGUCAGAAUGGUGGUACCUGCGUUGAUAAAGUUAAUGGAUUUCUUUGUGAAUGUGACACUGGAUAUACAGGAAAACUUUGUCAACACACAAUUGAAUAUUGUGCUUCAGAACCUUGCCAGAAUGGUGGUACUUGUGUUGACAAACUUGACGGGUUCAUGUGUGAAUGCAGACCUGGCUUUGCCGGCCUGCAAUGUGAGGCAUCGAUUGAUGAGUGCAUCAGCAACCCUUGCAAUCCAGUUGGUACAGAAAAAUGUUUAGAUCUUGAUAACAUGUUUAAGUGUCAGUGUCAUGCUGGCUACAAUGGUGAAUUUUGUGAAAACAACAUUAAUGAAUGUGCGUCAAACCCAUGCUAUAAUAAUGGAGUGUGUACAGAUGGUGUAGCAGACUUCACAUGCACCUGCAGACCAGGAUGGAUGGGCAAGCGCUGUGAAAAUGACAUUGGUGGUUGUGAUUCCACUCCUUGCCUAAAUGAUGCUGAAUGCUUAAACCUGUUUGAGGACUACUUUUGCGUAUGUCCAUCUGGGACAGAUGGUAAGAGGUGCCAGGUUACCCCAGAACGGUGUGUGGGCAACCCUUGUAUGAAUGAUGCCUCCUGUCAAGAUUAUGGCUCUGGUCUCAACUGUACAUGUUCUGAGGACUUUACUGGCAUUGGCUGUCAGUUUGAGUUUGAUGCCUGUGAUGCUGGUCUUUGCAAAAAUGGUGCCACAUGCAUUGACCGGGGUGCUGGGUAUGAGUGUGUGUGCCCUGCAGGUUACACAGGAAAACACUGUGAUGAGGACAUUGUUGACUGUACACCCACUUCUUGUCCACCUGGUGCAAUGUGCAUAGAUUUGACUAAUGACUUCUACUGCAAGUGUCCCUUCAACCUUACUGGCGAAGACUGUAGAAAGGUUAUCAAUAUCGACUAUGAGUUGUACAUUAAUGAUGAGAAUAAAGCAUCAAGUGCAUCACUGGCAACACCCUUCCUUCUUGGUCAGCCAACAUCUUUCACUUUGGCACUCUGGGUUCAGUUUGCCAUCCCUGAUGAUCUUGGUACCAUCUUCACACUCUAUUCUGUCUCGAGUCCAUAUGUUCCCUCCAACAAGAGAGUUAUUCUUCAAGCUACCAAUGCAGGAAUUGCAAUUGAGUUCUUUAAAGAUCUAAAGGAAUUUGUGACCUACCGUCCUAAUAUCCCAGUUAAUGAUGGCCAGUGGCAUCAUGUUGCUCUUGUGUGGGAUGGUGCUGCUGGUAUACUCACCCUUACAACUGAUGCUGUUGUUGUUGCACAGGUUGAAGGAUUUGCCCAAGGACUCCACUUGCCUAUGUAUGCCUGGUUAACUCUUGGCUCUGUUGAGUCUAAGUUUUCUGGGUAUACAGAUGAACGAGGUUUCCACGGUCGCAUUGCUCGACUUAAUGCCUGGAAUCGACCUCUCGACUUCCGUACAGAAAUUCCAAAAAUGGUUCGAUCAUGCAUGAACUCUCCAGUUAUGUUUGAUGGUCUUCUGCUCCGUUGGACUGGCUAUGAUAUGGUGAAGGGCAAUGUGGAGCGGAUUGGGCCUUCCACAUGUGGACAGUAUGUGUGUCCCCCAGGCUACACAGGGGACUGCUCAGUAUUGGAGAGAGACAAGACACCUCCUCGAGUAGACUACUGCCCGGGACCCAUUUGGGUCAUUACUCGUAAUGGCUCUGCAGUAGUUGAUUGGGAUGAACCCGUGUUUUCUGAUAAUAUUGGUGUUGAAGAGGUGGUCGACAAGUCUGGCUACUCUCCAGGACAGGCCUUCACAUGGGGUACUUAUGAGGUUGCCAGUGCGGCUUAUGAUGCUGCCAAUAACUCGGCCACUUGUUCAUUUAAUGUUUACGUACUUGAGGAGUUCUGCCCAAAACUGGAGGAUCCAGUGGGAGGCACUCAGAGGUGCUCAGACUGGGGUCCUGGUGGUCGCUUUAAGGUCUGCAAAAUUCAGUGCAAUGAUGGACUUAAGUUUUCUACAAAGGUUCCUGACUUCUACACAUGCGGUGCUGAGGGUUUCUGGCGGCCAACCCAUGACCCAUCAUACUCACUGGUGUACCCUGCUUGCUCCCCAGCUUCACCUGCACAGAGAGUCUUCAAUAUUAACAUGCAGUUUCCAUCCUCUGUGAUUUGCAAUGCUGCUGGCCAGAAUGUGCUCAGUGAAAGGAUAAGGAUUGCACUAAACAAGCUCAAUGCUCAGUGGAACUUCUGCACCAACACUGCUGCAUCUACAGGACAGUGCAAUGGUCUAGAUGUGAAUGUUGACUGCUCUCGCAGAAACCGUAUAGCUCGUAAUACACCGAACUCUGUGACCAAGCGUCAGGCUGCUCCUGACACUGAUGAUGUUUAUGAAGUCAAGAUCACCUUCCCUUCUGUUAAUGAUCCAGUCCAGAACUCAAACUCAGAAUUGGAAUCAACUGUCCGUCGUUUGAUUGAAGGAGUUAUUUUAGAGCAGGAUCAAUUUGAUGUUCGUGAUGCUCUGCCCAAUGUUGUCCCAGACCCAUCCUCAUUAGACCUUAAAUCAGAAUAUUCAUGCCCUAUUGGAAAGGUUGUGGUUGAUAGCGAGUGUGUAGACUGUGCUACAGGAACUUAUUAUGAUACUGAGACAAAGUCAUGCAAACUCUGCAAGUCUGGCACAUAUCAGAAUGAGAUAGGUCAGGUUGCUUGCAAGCCAUGCCCUCAGCGUGCAGGUCGUCAGGGUGUUACAAAGACCUCGGGGUCACGCUCAGUUGAAAACUGUCAGGAACGAUGUGCAGCUGGCAGAUACUUUGAUGAAGAAAUGAGUGUCUGUCGGUCUUGUGGAUAUGGAUAUUAUCAGUCUGAAGAGGGUAAAUUCUCAUGCAAGAGGUGUGACCGAGGCCUUACCACUCGCACAAAAGAAGCCGUAUCAGCAUCUGAAUGUCGUGAAGAAUGUGAAUCAGGCCUCCAGCUUGGCACAACUGGUCCAUGUGAACCUUGUCAACGUGGAACAUACCGUACCAAGGGUAUUCAUGCAUCGUGUAUCCGCUGCCCAGCAGAUCGUACCACUCUAGGACCCGGUGCAUCCUCUGUAGAGGAAUGCUCAUUACCAAUAUGUAUUGCUGGAACAUUCCUUUCUAAUUUGAACACCGUAUAUAACUGUCUGAAAUGUCCUAAAGGUACCUAUCAACCAGAAGCAAUGCAAACGUCAUGUAUAGAUUGUCCACAAGAUACUUCAACUCACGAUGUUGGUGCGACCUCAAUUCAGGAGUGCUCCAACCCCUGUGAGGUUCAUGGAGAACAGAUGCUCUGUGACCCUAAUGCUCUCUGUCUUUUUAUCUCUGAAUCUAAUGACUUUGAGUGUCAGUGCAAACCUGGCUUCAACGGCUCAGGAGAACAUUGUUCUAACAAGUGUGAUGGCUAUUGUGAGAAUAAUGGUGCUUGUAAGAAGAAUGAAGAUGAUGAACCCUAUUGUGUUUGUUCUGGUUCCUUCACAGGUAGCAAAUGCCAGAUUAAGAGUGACUUCACAUAUAUUGCUGGAGGCAUUGCUGGUGCUGUUGUCUUCCUGAUACUCAUUGUGCUUCUUGUAUGGAUGAUCUGCAUCCGUGCCACCAGGAGACGUGACCCUAAGAAAGGUUUCCUUAACCAACCAUCCAUUGAUCCCAAUGGUUCACAGGUUAACUUCUACUAUGGGGCACCUGCCCCAUAUGCAGAGAGCAUUGCACCAUCUCAUCACUCGACUUACGCUCAUUAUUAUGAUGAUGAAGAAGAUGCCUGGGAGAUGCCAAACUUCUACAAUGAGACUUACAUGAAGACCGGGUUCCAGAAUGGAGCAGGAAAUAGCUUGGCUCGGUCUAACGCUUCCAUCUACGGCAACAAGGAGGACCUGUAUGAUCGCCUCCGCAAGCAUGCUUACCAAGGCAAGAAAGAUAAAGAGGAGACAGGUGACAGUGAUGAUCAAGCCCGUUGAUUGGCUAUAUACAUUAUAUCAUUAUCUGACGUCUACAUUCGUUCGUUAGUACUUUACAGUUUUAAUUCUACAUUCUUAAUGUGCUAAUGAGAUAGAACCUAAUUUGUUUUUUUUCCAAUGGUUGGUUGGUUUUGAAAUAUGGUAUUAUCUCAUUAUUACAUAUCACAAACCAAGAGGAAGGUCUAGCAAGGUGCUUGUCCUUGAGCAAGACUAGAUCUGUCUAUGGUAGACAUUGGCUAAUGUGUAACUUAUAGUAUCUACACCUGGGCCACUGGCUAACCCUAUACAGGGUCUUGUUAAUUCCAUCAAUGGACUUAAUUAUUUUUAAUGACAACUGAAUUGUAAGUCAUGAGAUAUAUAUACUGUAUAUGCAUGUGUGUGUGUGUGAGAUAUACACACACACACACACACACACACACACACACACACACACUCACUCACACAGUAGGACCCCUGUAUCUGCUGGGAUAUGUUCCAAGGACCUGCCAUGGAUACCGAAACUGUGGAUGGUAGUAAACCCUAUAUAAAGGUACAUACCUAUUAUAAAGUUAUAUUGUUAAAUUAUGCACAAUAAGUGGAGAAUUAUCAAUUCUUCACUGAUGGGAACACUUCA